Molecule: messenger RNA, 1184 nt
Organism: Mytilus trossulus (common blue mussel)
Lineage: Eukaryota; Metazoa; Mollusca; Bivalvia; Mytilida; Mytilidae
Product: carbohydrate sulfotransferase 9-like
Exons: 1
Coding region: 80-1102 (340 amino acids)
Biological process (GO): carbohydrate biosynthetic process
Cellular component (GO): membrane
Molecular function (GO): sulfotransferase activity
Source: RefSeq, a predicted model, not a curated record
GGGAUAUGUAUAUUACGUAAAACCAUCAUUGAAGAUGAGCACUUCUUGAACGAGCAGUCAUAUAUUUGUUUUUUUAAAUAUGAAAGAGUUUUUCAAUUGGCGACUCGUACCGUCAGCCAUAUUUUGCAGCAUUGUAAUAAUUCUUUACAUGUUGGUUGCAUAUGGAGACAGUGUUUAUCCAAUUUCAAUAAUUAAUUUGGACAUAUCAGAAAAGUCCAACACAAAUGGAACAAAUAUUUCUACAAAAUAUUACACCACUCAGGAGACAACAUACAUAAAAACCGAGUCGUUUGUGAGCACAGUAUUUGUGAACACAACAACUAACAGAAAUAUUGAAAAUGUUCUUUCAAACAGAAGUGUUCCGAGCCUCACAGACGCCGAAUUGAAACAGAUCAAAAGAACCUGGUAUAAUUCUCCUAUUGUAGUAAUGAAAUAUAAAUUGAUAUUCUUUUGGAACGAAAAAUCAGGCUGCAGUUUCUGGAAAAGUCUCCUUCAAUUUAUACAGGGAUUGAAACAUGAUGAUAUGCAUAAUCCUUAUGUAAAUGGACUGAAUUAUCUUAUUAACUUUGAUGAUAAAGAUAUUAUAUCGAUGAUGUUUAAUGAUUCCUGGACGAAAGCAGUAUUUGUGAGAGAACCUAGAGAGCGGAUAUUAUCAUCUUAUCUAGAUAAAGGUUUGAACGAGGGCUUUAUAAUGGUCAAUUGUAAUCGUACCGUGGAAACAUUUUCGGAAUUUUUAGAACUUGCAAAACAAUGUCCCAAUGCACAUUGGGAAUCACAGGUAAGGGCGCCAAAGUAUUUCUAUAAAAACAUGAUGAUUGGGAAAAUGGCAGAUAUAUCUACCUUCACAGAAAUGUUGUUAACAAAAAUCGGAGCAUGGAAUGAAACAGUGAAGUGUUGGCUCGAUUCUAAAGAUAGUGAAAAAAAAUCGCGGUCACAUGCUCAAAACGCAGGGGAUAAAUUGUUACAAUAUUACAACAAUACGAAAUUACAAGAUGUGAUUUUUGAAAUGUUCGAAGAUGAUUAUAAUGUGUUUAAAUUUGAAAGGACAUACUUUGAUUUCAACAACUAUGUCGACAAGGUGGUAAAGACUGUAAUAUCUUGAUUCCUUCUCAUAACGUGAUAGAUACAAUAUAUAUACACUACAAAUGAUGUAUAAAUAAUACAAAUUAAAAUACAGUUUACCA